GACAACUUCAUGCGAUUCACUACCAUAUGUGUCUAUGCGUACACAAGUGAGACAGAAAGUCAUUUUGCUCGGAGAGCGAUAUCUACAUGUGCAAACUGAUCUUCCCGUCCUCCCCAUAUAUAUCCCACCCCGUCAGUCAGUAAGUCAGUCUUCCUCCAAGAGCCUCUGCAUCCUCUCCCUCAGACUCAUGCCCUCCCUCCCAUCACCAUCAGACCCGCCCUUCCCCCUUGCCCCAUCAGUAUCAGGCGUGUCGUCAUCGGCGGCUAUGGCGCCCGCAGCCUCCAGCCAGACACGCAGCUCCUCAUCUUCAAUGUGCACUGUCGUCGUGUCGUCGCUGCUGUCGACAUCACGCGAGUCGCUCGUGGCUUCCUCUUGGGCCUUGCGCUGAGAACAAACACCAACUGCAUCAUUGAUGGCUGGAAUGAUCCGUGUUCGUCCGUUUCUUGCGGACCGUUUGCCGCUUCUUGUUUGCAUUUCUCUUCUUAAUCUUGGCCUGCACAAACACACACACACACACACACAGACGGACAGGCAGACAGGUAUACUACAGGCCAAGACGAGGUCGCUCAUUGUGCCGCGUACGAUCUUCCGUCCCAGCUUGCUCUCCCUCCCAUUGAUCAGCCAAUCGAGCUUCUCCUGCAGACACACAGAACACACACCCGACCAACCGUGAACAGUGUGCGCUUCCCACGAUGCUACCCGCUCACCUUGAGCCUUGCUCUCGCUAUCUUCCUGUUCCACUGCAGCGACUGAGUGUCAUGAACCUACCAUGAACAACAACAACAACAGCAACAACAACAACAACAAGAACAACAACAAGAGCAGACACCGCUCAUGCAUGCGUUCUUCCUGCCGCUGCUUUCCUUUCCACACACCCGCACAAUCACGCCGCUAGGCACAUGUGUCAGAAGCACGGCAUUGCCCGCCAUAUUCACCGAUUGUCCACCAGGACCACCACCUCGCAUGAAGGACUCCCUCAGAUCUCUCUCAUCCAUCACAACAGGGAUGGCCUCCUCGCCGGGCGCUCUGCGUGGCAGGCCAGGGAUCACAUCCUUGUCGCCGGGCCGUGACGAGCUGGUGUGAUGGCGCGUGUGGAGCAGGGGCAUCUGCUGAUGAAUGGCUGUUGUUGCACGCAUGCCUUGCGCGAGAGGAAGAAUGGGUGCUUCGCUGCUCCUCCUGCUUGUCAGCGUUCCGUGCUGAGCAAAAGACCGCCUGUACGAAGCCGCUUCGGCAGCUGAGAUGCUCAGGCGGCGCAUUCGAUGGAUCUGACAGAUCUCCGUGGUGGAUGAAUAGACGAGAGUCACCAGGGGGGCAAAAAGAUG
Messenger RNA from Vitrella brassicaformis, 1322 nucleotides. Lineage: Eukaryota; Vitrellaceae. The record is from the annotation of a GenBank genome assembly.